AUGCUUACCUCUGGGCAGACCAUUGAUCUCCACAUGUUCUUCCCUUUCUAUGGAGGCUUGUACAACUACACUACGGUGAGAGUAAUUAAUUGGAGUUAG
This is a messenger RNA of Strongylus vulgaris, 99 nucleotides long. The record is from the annotation of a GenBank genome assembly. NCBI's taxonomy places the organism in Eukaryota, Metazoa, Nematoda, Chromadorea, Rhabditida, Strongylidae.